Molecule: messenger RNA, 450 nt
Organism: Aspergillus novofumigatus IBT 16806
Lineage: Eukaryota; Fungi; Ascomycota; Eurotiomycetes; Eurotiales; Aspergillaceae
Exons: 2
Coding region: 189-401 (70 amino acids)
Source: RefSeq, a predicted model, not a curated record
CUAUCGAGUCUCUCGCGAUACUACCCACGCGAAACACCUUGAAUCCCUCAGUAUACACCUCCACCAGCAGCAGACAUAUUAUUUCGGAAACAACCAAACACACCUGAAGAAAGCAUAAGGGACCUCUCUACCUCUACAACAGAGCCAUUCAGCGCAAACAACCUUCUUCUUUUAAGCUCACGGUCAAAAUGUCCGUUUCAAUUCCCAUCCGUCCUGCAAUCCGUCAUUUCUCUGUCCGCCGUCCUCCACCACACACUCGCACUUCCAGAUUCAUAGCCAGUUCCUGUCUUGUCUCUGCAGUCCUUCUCCCAUUUGUUCCUCCGGCGAUGGAGAGCUUCCGCGAAAAGGACAAGACAUAUUCAAACAAACUGCAUCCACCUCUUUGCUUCCAUGCUCGUUGAAGUGCACAGACUAUGGGGUUUUGACAACUUUCGACAGGGCUACUUUCCC